This is a messenger RNA of Hydra vulgaris (swiftwater hydra), 5590 nucleotides long. Its product is annotated as collagen alpha-6(VI) chain. The record is from RefSeq and is a predicted model, not a curated record. NCBI's taxonomy places the organism in Eukaryota, Metazoa, Cnidaria, Hydrozoa, Anthoathecata, Hydridae.
AUACAUUAUUUUAUGCAUUAUAACUAUAUAAUAUUUUAUCAAAAUUUAAAACCCAAGUUUAUUAAAAACUGAAUUUUUUUUUGAAGUGAUAUGUAAUAAUGACAAAUCAAGCGUAAAAAAGUUGGCAUAAAAAGAAAAUGAAACGUGUAUGCAUUUAUCUGCAAAUUGCUUUUGUAGCAUUUACAUCAAAACAAUGUCUUGGAGUUAGAAAUGGUUUCGACGACAAAUCUUUACAAGAAAGUUGCAAAGAUGCAGUUGUUGAUGUUGGAUUUAUUCUUGACUCUUCUGGUAGUUUGCGCAUAGAUUACAAAAAUGUAAAGGAAUUUUUAAAGACUAUUGCAUCCUUUUUUGACAUUAAAGUUAAUGGCUCUCGAGCAGGAGUCAUUACAUUUAGCCAUCGUAGUGAACAUAGUAUUAAACUUAAUGAUUUUUCAGACAUAGCUUCUUUUAAUGAAGCUGUUGAUAAAAUUCCAUUUAUGGGUUCUACAACAAGAAUUGACAAAGCUCUUCGCCAUUCAAAAAAUGUAAUGUUUACAAAUCAAAAUGGUGGACGAUUAGAAGCAACUAAGUUACUCAUUUUAUUAACAGAUGGAGCACAAACUCCAAGUGUAGAAAUGGAAGUCCCUCAUAUUAUAGCUGAUGAAAUACGUCAGAAUGGUGUAUCAAUUAUAGCUAUCGGAAUUGGGGAAGGUAUCAAUAAAACUGAACUGAGUCACAUAGCUGGUGGGGACGAAAAUACAUAUAAUGCUGAUACAUUUGAAGAGUUAAAAAAGUUUGAUUUUAUAAAAAGAAUUAAAGAAGUUGUCUGUAGUUCAGUGAAGAGAAGUUUAUCAGACAAAGAAAUAAAAAACAAUGAUAACACUGAGGGCAGAUCGUUUGGGAUGGAUGUUGUUUUUGCAAUGGAUGUGUCAUCCUAUUCUUCAAAUGAAAUGCUUCGUGAACAAAAAAGUUUAAUUAGAUCACUGACUUCAUUUUUUUUACCUUCUCAAUUAAACAAGUUGGGAUUACUAACAUAUUCUAACAAAGGAGUUGUAAAAUCUGAAUUGAGUUCUGUGUUUGACAGCAUGGUUUUAGAUGACAUUGACAACUCUUUUGGUUUGCAAAGAGUUGAUUCGGCUGUUGAGGUUGCUUCUGAAAUGUUUUUAAAACAAGGUAGUGAUAACAGAAUGACAAGGAAUAGAAAAAAGGUACUUGUACUUUUUGUAACAAGCAAAAGAGCAUCUACAAAACCUCCAUUUCUAUCUGAAAGAAGUGGAAAGUUACUACAUAGUAAUGAUGUGAGAACUGUUGUUAUAGCUCUUGAUGAUAUCGGUGAAGAUUUUGCAAGAAAUAUACCUCAAGCUUAUUUUUUUAAAUAUUUUGAAGAUGAAUAUGAUAAGAGAGUUAAAGAUUUAUUGCAAUAUAUGCAUAAGCAAGCUAAAGGCAGGUCAUUUGGGAUGGAUGUUGUUUUUGCAAUGGACGUGUCAUCCUAUUCUUCCAAUGAAAUGCUUCAUGAACAGAAAAGUUUAGUUAGAUCACUGACUUCUUUUUUUUUACCUUCUCAAUUAAACAAGUUAGGAUUAUUAACAUAUUCUGACAAAGGAGUUGUAAAGUCUGAACUAAGUUCUGUGUUUGACAGCAAGAUUUUAGAUGAUAUUGACAAUUCUGUUGGUUCGCAAAGAGUUGAUUCAGCUGUUGAAGUUGCUUUUGAAAUGUUUUCAAAACUAAGUAGUGAAAACAAAAUGACAAGGAAUAGAGAAAAGGUGCUUAUACUUUUUGUAACCAGCAAAAAAGUAUCUUCUAAACCCCCAUCUCUUUCUGAAAGAAGUGGAAAGUUGCUACAUAGUAAUGAUGUGAGAACUGUUGUUAUAGCUCUUGAUGAUAUUGGUGAAGAUUUUACAAAAAAUAUCCCUCAAGCAUAUUUUUUUAAAUAUUUUGAAGAAAAGACUGAUAAGAGAGUACAAGAUUAUUUUCACAAUAUAAAUGCAUUAACUAGCUCGCCAUCACUUCCAAUAUCAACUUCAACAAUUCAAUCUACAAAUAUUUUUACUCAAGUUUCUACCCAAACUUUUACAACUACUGAGCAUCAUGUGCAACCUAGCUGUGAAGCCAUAGUGGAUGUUGCAUUCAUUUUGGAUUCAUCCGGAAGCUUGAAAACCGAAUAUCAAAAAGAAAAGAAUUUUUUAAAGACACUGGCUGCUAUGUUUGGAAUCAGCCCAAAUGGUUCAAGAGUAGGGGUCAUCACAUUCAGCUUUCAUGCUCAGCUUAGUAUCAAGCUAAAUAGCUUUAGCGACUUGAGCAGCUUUAAUGCAGCUGUAGACAAUAUUCCACUCAUGGGUUUAACAACAAGGAUUGACAGAGCACUUCGUCUGGCACAAAAUGAAAUGUUUACACUGGAAAACGGUGGUAGGAUAGGAGUCACUAAAUUAAUCAUUUUAUUGACAGACGGUUCUCAAACCUCUGGUGGUGAUGCAGAGGACCCUGACAUGAUAGCAGAUGAGCUGCGCAAGGAAGGCUUUGUAAUUAUUGGUGUUGGUAUUGGAUCGCAAGUAAAUCAAACUGAGCUUAUCCACAUUUCUGGUAGUCAGGCCAAUGCAUACAGUGCUGCUACAUUUGACACUCUUAAGGACAAUGAUUUUAUACACAAAAUAAAAAAUAGCUCCUGCGAAAUAGCAAAAGUCCAACCUAGUUGUCAAGCUGUUGUAGAUAUUGGCUUUAUACUUGACUCAUCUGGCAGUCUGAGAAAAGACUACCAUAAAGAGAAGGAUUUUUUAAAGAGCCUGAUUGCUGUAUUUGGUUUAAGUGCCAAUGGAUCAAGAGCAGGAGUGAUAACAUUCAGUUAUCUUACUGAGCACAGUAUCAUGCUGAACAGUUUUUCAGACUUGAGUAGCUUUAAUAAAGCUGUUGAUGAUAUUCCGCUAAUGGGUUUAACAACAAGAAUAGAUAGAGCACUUCGUCUUGCACAAAGAAAAUUGUUCUUAUCAAAGCACGGAGGUAGAAAGGGUGUUGCAAAAUUACUGUUUGUAUUGACAGACGGUUCUCAAACUCCAGAUGCUGAUGCUGAAGAUCCAGACAUGAUUGCAGAUGAAUUGCGGGCAAUGGGAGUUUCCAUUAUUGGCAUAGGUAUUGGUAGUGAGGUGAAUGAAACUGAGCUAGCUCAUAUUGCUGGUGGCGAAAGUAACAGAUACAGUGCGAGCACAUUUGAUAAACUGAAAGAAAGAACUUUUUUAAACAACAUUAAGAUGAGUUCAUGUAAAAUAGCAUCUGAUGGUUUUUCAAAUGGUUCUAUAACUGAUAUAACUGAUGAUAAAAAUGAUGAACAGAAAACAACGUUAACUCCUCUUAUAACAACAUUAACUAGCUUGCCGUCACUGCCAACACCAACUUCAACGACUCAAUCAACAAAAGGUUUUACUCAAGUUUCUACUCAAACUUCUACAACUACUGAGCAUCAUGUGCAACCUAGCUGUGAAGCCAUAGUGGAUGUUGCAUUCAUUUUGGAUUCAUCCGGAAGCUUGAAAACCGAAUAUCAAAAAGAAAAGAAUUUUUUAAAGACACUGGCUGCUAUGUUUGGAAUCAGCCCAAAUGGUUCAAGAGUAGGGGUCAUCACAUUCAGCUUUCAUGCUCAACUUAGUAUCAAGCUAAAUAGCUUUAGCGACUUGAGCAGCUUUAAUGCAGCUGUAGACAAUAUUCCACUCAUGGGUUUAACAACAAGGAUUGACAGAGCACUUCGUCUGGCACAAAAUGAAAUGUUUACAUUGGAAAACGGUGGUAGGAUAGGAGUCACUAAAUUAAUCAUUUUAUUGACGGACGGUUCUCAAACCUCUGGUGGUGAUGCAGAGGACCCUGACAUGAUAGCAGAUGAGCUGCGCAAGGAAGGCUUUGUAAUUAUUGGUGUUGGUAUUGGAUUGCAAGUAAAUCAAACUGAGCUUAUCCACAUUUCUGGUAGUCAGGCCAAUGCAUACAGUGCUGCUACAUUUGACUCUCUUAAGGACAAUGAUUUUAUACACAAAAUAAAAACUAGCUCCUGCGAAAUAGCAAAAGUCCAACCUAGUUGUCAAGCUGUUGUAGAUAUUGGCUUUAUACUUGACUCAUCUGGCAGUCUGAGAAAAGACUACCAUAAAGAGAAGGAUUUUUUAAAGAGCCUGAUUGCUGUAUUUGGUUUAAGUGCCAAUGGAUCAAGAGCAGGAGUGAUAACAUUCAGUUAUCAUGCUGAGCACAGUAUCAUGCUGAACAGUUUUUCAGACUUGAGUAGCUUUAAUAAAGCUGUUGAUGAUAUUCCGCUAAUGGGUUUAACAACAAGAAUAGAUAGAGCACUUCGUCUUGCACAAAGAAAAUUGUUCUUAUCAAAGCACGGAGGUAGAAAGGGUGUUGCAAAAUUACUGUUUGUAUUGACAGACGGUUCUCAAACUCCAGAUGCUGAUGCUGAAGAUCCAGACAUGAUUGCAGAUGAAUUGCGGGCAAUGGGAGUUUCCAUUAUUGGCAUAGGUAUUGGUAGUGAGGUGAAUGAAACUGAGCUAGCUCAUAUUGCUGGUGGCGAAAGUAACAGAUACAGUGCGAGCACAUUUGAUAAACUGAAAGAAAGAACUUUUUUAAACAACAUUAAGAUGAGUUCAUGUAAAAUAGCAUCUGAUGGUUUUUCAAAUGGUUCUAUAACUGAUAUAACUGAUGAUAAAAAUGAUGAACAGAAAACAACAUUAGCUCCGCUUAUAGCAACUACUAAAUCUUUUGUUUUCAAUCAAAGUUGUAUAAAAAAGACUGGUUUAUAUACAAAUGCAUCUGAAGGUUGUUUUCUUAAGAAUAUGCAUCUUUUAGAUGAAAGUAUUGAAUUUUCUAAUAAUUUGCUACUAUCUGGAAAUUUUGAUGAAUCAAUAGUUAGUUUUCCAAAGAGUUAUUUGGAGACGAUUUUUAAAUAUGAAAAAAAUCUUCGAAAGAUAAUUUUUGAACUUCAGCCAUCUCUUGAGAGGUUGGGAUUGGGAAGCAGUUGUAUAUUGCAUGAUGAUGAAGAAGAAAAAUCUAAUCCUUUUUUACUUAUAAAAAAAAGCGAUAUUUUAGAUAAAGCAAGAGAAAUGGGAGGUGGACAAUUUGUGGAUAUGUUGUGGGCUACUGGUUUGGCAAAGGAAAUUUUAAAUUCUAAUAAAGAUAUUACAUUAAUAGUUCCUUUGUCAAUACGCAACAUUCCGGAUUUUAUUAAAAGAAAAAUGAAUAAUGCUUGCUUGCUUAGACGAAUGCUUAAUUAUCAUAUUGUUCCUGGGAAGCAAUUGCUUUCAAGUUUGAAAAAUAAUGAUGUAACAAUAUCACUUUAUGAAACUAAUGAGUCGAUCAAUAAUAACGAAUUCCACGAGUCGGCUACUUUGAGAGGUGCUGUUGUUAAAGGUUUCGACAUUGAAGUUCGUGGUGGAGUUAUACAUACUGUGGAAACAUUUAUAUUACCGAUAGAGAUGGAUACAUAGCCUAUGCUUGAAGUACACAAGUUUUUAUUUAAUGUUCAAUUAAAGUUAAAUGAUUCUGCACAAACAAAUGUUAUACUUACCGGCCAUUAUGUUUCCGACCGCUCAAAAUUAAAAAAAUUUAAAUUAAUAACGCGAAUUAUAUCAAAUUGUUUUGACAA